This is a messenger RNA of Penicillium subrubescens, 1011 nucleotides long. RefSeq names its product cleavage polyadenylation factor subunit FIP1 (gene fip1). Gene Ontology annotation, molecular function: RNA binding. NCBI's taxonomy places the organism in Eukaryota, Fungi, Ascomycota, Eurotiomycetes, Eurotiales, Aspergillaceae. The record is from RefSeq and is a predicted model, not a curated record. Bases 1 to 1011 code for a protein of 336 amino acids. The transcript is spliced from 3 exons. Gene Ontology annotation, cellular component: mRNA cleavage and polyadenylation specificity factor complex.
AUGGAGGACGAAGAAGACGAUUUCUACGAUCCCGCAGACUCUGUGCCAGCUGGCCAGGCACAGAACAACACCCACAAUGCAGCCUCAGAGCAAUACCAGGACGGCUACGAGGACGAGGAAGAAGAAGAGGUCGAAGAUGACGAUGACGACUUCAAUAUUAUCACAGAAGCGCCCGCCGAUGCGCCUCCACCAGAGAUCUCUCAUCCGCGCCAUGCGAGCUUACGACAAGAGCCACAGCGCCCCCCCUCAGCAGAUUCCUCGAUAAUUUCCAAGUCCGCGACACCUACUGCUACUCCUCACCUCGAUGUCUCUACCCCCGUACCCGCGGCGGCGGCCGCCUCAAUCGCGAAACAACAGACCGUGCCGCUUAGACCAGGCUCUUCAUAUCCAGCUAUCCACACGUCUACAAUCGACGUCAAUGGAAACCCGAUCUACCCCGCGACGGGAAAGACAAUCAUGGCAACUGAUUUGGAUGCCGACUUUCCAGCAGACGACAAGCCCUGGCGACGCCCCGGGACCGAUAUCACAGACUUCUUCAAUUACGGCUUUGACGAAUUCACUUGGGUUAGCUAUUGCUUGAAGCAGCAAGAGGUGCGCAAGGAGGUUGGAGAUCAGAAGAAACAAAUGGACGACAUGUCAUCCUUCUUGGGCAUGGGGAUGCCCCCAAUGCCAGGUGCAGCUCCCGGUCCUGGUGCGCCAGGACCUGGUGCACCUCCUAUGGCUGGUAUGCCGGGAAUGCCAGAUAUGAAUUCCGAUAUGAUGCAGGGUAUGCUCGCGUCGAUGAUGGCCCAGGGACUUGAUCCAUCGUCCAUGGACCCAAUGGCAUUCAUGCAACACGCGCAGGGGAUGAUGGGUGGUCAGCCUGGUGGAGGCCAGCAAGGCCAGCCUGGCUUCGGUGGACAAGGACAGGGACAGGGCUUUGGACAAGGAGGACAAGGUCAGAUGGGAUACGGCGGGUAUGAGCAGCGCGGCAACUAUGGUGGAGGCCGUGGGCGUGGCCGGAGAUGGUAG